Messenger RNA from Capsaspora owczarzaki ATCC 30864, 1820 nucleotides. RefSeq lists its product as hypothetical. Gene Ontology annotation, cellular component: endoplasmic reticulum membrane. Gene Ontology annotation, biological process: protein N-linked glycosylation; oligosaccharide metabolic process. The record is from RefSeq and is a predicted model, not a curated record. Bases 109 to 1599 code for a protein of 496 amino acids. Gene Ontology annotation, molecular function: Glc3Man9GlcNAc2 oligosaccharide glucosidase activity. The transcript has a single exon. Lineage: Eukaryota; Filasterea; Ministeriida; Capsasporidae.
AACCACAAUCCUCGUCUCCAUAUAGCAAUCUGCCGUCGGCUGUUGUUUCAAUCAAGACGCACUCCCCCCUUUUUGUUGUGAUUUGUCUUGCGCACUCGACGUUUUUGGAUGCAACAACAGCGGGCGCUUCACCGCUUCUCGGAAGCCAGAUCCGCUGCAUCUGUGUUUGUUCUGCUCGCAUUGCUGCUGCAGUCGGUGUGCGCGGUGGGCGAACGCGCGCCAGACCCGCCCGCACCGCCGCAAAACACGUCCACCCCAGCUCAGGUGGUCUCGACAUGCUACGACUUCCUCGAGAGCCACCUGUGCGCAGGCGAGCUGUGGGGCCUCCCCUUCCACUUCUACCGCCCCUCGCUGCAAAAGUACAGCCCCGACCAGUGGCUCUGGGACAGCGGAUCGCACAUGAUUGUCUGGUCACACCGCAAUGUCACCAACUCCAUCCUCGACCUGCGCACCAUGCUGCAGAUGCAGCAGCCCGACGGCCGCAUCCCGGAGGAGAUUUUCUGGGGCAACCGCACCGAUGCGCAGCGUCUCGAGCUGCUCGACAACUGGAGCAACGAGCGUGCGUGCGACCUGACUCAGAUGCCGGUUUUGCCGUGGAGCCUGCGCGCCAUCAUUAACGCUACCCUGGCGACAGCAGGUCCUGUUGCGGCGCAGAAAAUUGCCGAAGAGUUUCUCCUCCCGCUCAUCAAGUACUUCCGCUGGUGGCGCGACACUCGCGCGGUCGAUGGCGAUGACCUUGUGUACGUCUUGCACGGCUGGGAGAGCGGUCUCGACGCGUCGCCCGCUUACGACCAAGCCUACGGGAUUCCUGAGGACGUGCCACAGCCGCCGUACCUGCUGCUCUACCCACGCUUUGAAGAGCUCAUCUUGACGUACAAGUUCCUGUACGGCUGGAACCAGACGGCCAUCCUUCACGCGCCGCACGCCAUCGACGGCCUUCCCCUGUUCAACUUUUUCCACAUGAAGGACGUCGGCGUGAACAGCAUCUACGCAGCUGGCUGGGCCCUUCUUGGUGCGAUUGCCGAGUCGAUCGGGCAGGCAGGUCUUGCGGCAGAGUGCUACGCUUCGGGCAACGCCACUGCGAAGGCCAUCACGACCAAAAUGUUCGACCCGCAGACGCGCAGGUUCUUCCAUCUGUACAAGAACGUGCACACGGGAGAGGAGAAGCGCGCGUCCCAAAACACGGUGCAGACGCUCUUGCCGCUGCUCCUCCCCGUCCUGAACGUGGGCAAGGACAUUGCCGACGACAUCAUCGCGGGCGAUCUGACAAACACGUCCAAGUACUGGUCGACCUUCCCUGUUCCAACCACGUCGAUGGACUCGCCUUCGUUCAACCCGGUCUUUUCGGAGAGCGACGACCUGAUGUGGCGCGGCCCGACAUGGGGCUUUACCAACUGGUUUGUGAUUGAGGCGCUCAGCUCGCGCAAUUACACGGCCGUAGCCGACGCUCUUGUCCAGAGGUGGCUCGCCCUUGUCGAGAAGAGCGGCAUUUGGGAGCAGUACAACCCGAUCACUGGCGAUCCUUACGGCGCUGUGGGUCUCGGCAUGUCCACUCUGAUUGUCGAUUGGCUCUACCGCACGGGGAUUGUUCGUGAUUGAAAAUGUUUGUCGCUUUUCGAGGUUUGUUUCGGAUGAUUGUUGUUUACACACGCGAUGAUUGUUGUUUACACACGCGGCACCCUCCGAGUUCAAAACCAGUAUUUUCGGCUGGAUGAGCGAUAUUCGAUGGCUUCCAGCUGCCGCGUUCUUGGCGCUGACUUGUACUGCAUAUCAUUCAUUCGCACUUCCAUGAUACGUUGUCAGUGUCGUUUGCAAUCAGG